AUGUACCAAUUUUCAUCUGAUCAUAAAUGUAUUAUCCAGCUGAAGGAUUUCCUCUUAAAGAUGUGCCACGAUAAGUAUGUAAUUGGUGAGUUGAGAUUGCUUUUGGGAGAGGAAGGGCAGAAUGUUGGCCUGUUGGUUUCUCAGCGUGUGCUGAAGCGGCCGCCUCAGGUUUUGCCUCCUAUUUAUGAUGGACUUUUUGAUGAAAUUUCAUGGGCUACUGAAGAUGAGCCAACAGAAGAGCUCCGAAAUUCCUUCUGCUUCAAAUAUUAUAUUCUAGUCAGUAAAAUUUACAAGCUUAAGAAUGAAAACUCGAAAAAAAGGUCAAGUGGGUCAACUGAUGAGGAAAUAAUAUAUAUUAAACAAGAAGAUGAAAUUUUUCACCAGCUUAGUCUCUGGUCCUUCAUUUUUCCCUUGCAUAUUCACCAGGUUACAACUCAUGAGCUGCGAAAUUACCGGUUAAUGGGAUUAGUCAUGGCCAUAGAGGCAGAUAAGAUUCCUUCAUUCCGGCAGCAGUUGAAGUCUUUUAUAGAUGAAUCCUUAAACCCAUGAAAGGGCAACAGGCGUUCUUGUGAUUAUUAUGAUUUCCUUGUGCUAAUGGAUGGAUUACCUGUUUCAGAGUAUGAAGUUUUGUUACGCGGCAAGAAUAUUUCCUCGACUACAGACAGGGUUUAAAUUAA
Messenger RNA from Carica papaya (papaya), 677 nucleotides. Lineage: Eukaryota; Viridiplantae; Streptophyta; Magnoliopsida; Brassicales; Caricaceae. The record is from RefSeq and is a predicted model, not a curated record.